AAAAUAUUUUGUUUCCUUUUUUAAAAGAUUUUGAAUAUGAAAUAACACAAUCCUAUUGGCUACCCUAGGGGGUGAACUCAAGAAUAAGUCUAAUAUAUAUACACUGCAAAAAGAGCUUCUUGUUCCUUUUUCAAUGUAAACCCUGUUUUUUUUCUUGAAUGAUGUUAGCUCAAUCUGUGUUUACAUUCUGCGAAGUCAUCACCGUUUCCAUUUUCGCCGUCUUCUCUCUUCGUCUCCUCCUAAGGUUCGUCACACGUCCAUGGCGUCGCCACAGCACCUUCACGUUCCGCAGCCGCCAGGAGAUAAAGACGGUGAACGAUCAUUUGUCUCCGCCGUAUUGCGCCGUCUGCAUGCAAGAGGCAGAGGAAGGAGACAAGAUGAGGAGAUUGGCGAUUUGUAGUCACUGUUUCCACACAGACUGUAUCGAUACAUGGUUUUGUGAGAUGACGACGUGUCCGUUGUGUAGAGCUGAGAUUCCGCCUUUACCUCCGGUGAAUCCUCUGCUCUUACUGUUUGUUUCUGCCGGUGUACUCGAUUUGUUCAGCAACAAAUAGUUCUGAUGAAACCAUCACCGUCUCGACGCGUAGCGUAGCCCUCUAGCUAAUCUCGAAUUAUAUGUUUCUUAAUUAUAUGUACAAAAUGUUGGCAGACCUCAGACGUGUUAGAUUUUCUUUUGAUCAUACUACUUUGCCUAACUCCACCACGACUAAAAAUAAUUGUAAAAAAAAGUUGAAAUAAACUUUAUCAAAAAAUAGUUUGAUAUAUUUUUGCUUGCUUAGCUGUAAAGUAAUUAAUUCAAGUAUUGUAUGCUAGCUAAAUCAAAAUAAAUGAUUAAUCAAA
This is a messenger RNA of Brassica napus (rape), 840 nucleotides long. RefSeq names its product RING-H2 finger protein ATL5. The record is from RefSeq and is a predicted model, not a curated record. Gene Ontology annotation, biological process: protein ubiquitination. Lineage: Eukaryota; Viridiplantae; Streptophyta; Magnoliopsida; Brassicales; Brassicaceae. Bases 159 to 554 code for a protein of 131 amino acids. The transcript has a single exon.